Messenger RNA from Pseudo-nitzschia multistriata, 3885 nucleotides. NCBI's taxonomy places the organism in Eukaryota, Bacillariophyta, Bacillariophyceae, Bacillariales, Bacillariaceae. The record is from the annotation of a GenBank genome assembly.
UGAAGGCAGUUUUGCUCAGCACCAAUAACCCUGCAGUCUGAACAGAAAGCCGGCAAGAGAUAAGAACCAUGCCAUCGCUGUGCAGCAUUCCCGGAUGCGAAUCGGGCGAGACCGCCAAAGCAAAGGAAUCCGUUGAAAACGAUGUUGCAUUCGAGGAAACCAAAACGGGAGAAUCGAACAACAAAGACGCCAUUCCGACAUCCGCGAACCACCCAUUAUCCGAUCACAUUGCUUCGGUCGAUGGAGAAGGUCCGGAAGAUACAGGAAUUACCACACCUGAAUCCGAACCUGCAUCCAAUCACAAGAAGCGUCGAGUAACACCCGGGAGCGAUUGCGGAAGCAAACAAAAGCAGCAAAGGAAGAUAAACCAAAUGACUCUGUCGUCCUUUUUCAACAAGGGAUCCAUUCCUACGCCUUCCAAGAAGAAGAAAAAGGCGGCAACAGCAUCUACGAAUCAAGAGAACAAUGGUGUAGCGUCUGGUUCGUCACCUAAAGAAAGAGAAGCUAGCGCCAAUUCGAGUUCUCCUUCGACCAAAUUGGCAAAGGAAACGAAGAUGGAAAUCGAAAUCAUCACUGUCGACAGCGAUGACGACAAAGUGCAAGGGAAAAGCCCAGCUUCGAACCCGAUAUCGCCUUCUAAGAAAGCACCGUUAGCAGUAGAAGGGACCAGUCUUUCUUCCGACAACGAGAAAACCGGAACAGCUAGUCAGAGAGCGCCCGUGAACGACAAGAAAGCAAACAAAGGAGACAAAAGCUCUUCCCAAAUCAUGGUUGGUGGGUCGCCUCGGUCGAAAACUGUAAUCUGUAAACCUUCGUCACCUACGAACUCUCUGAGUGUUCUAGAAUCGGCGUCUGGCACCCCUGCCGCAAUUUCCGCUAUUCCCAUCAAGAGGAAAAGCAACAGAAAGGUGAAGACCAAAACCAAAUCACCCGAUCCAUCCACGUGUCCCUCCCUAGCUGUUGUCAAAAAAAAACUAUCAGAAAAAGACUUGACGAAAGAACGGCUUGCAUUGUUACGAAAGUACACAUCAAUGAAGGAGAUGUACUUGAAACGCGCCAAUGAGAUUGUCGGUCAACACAGAGACGGGUUGAAGGGAGAAAAAAUUGAAAGCGUCAAUCUCGAACCCAUCACGGAUGGCACAGAGUUGCAAACAAAGGAGUCGAAGCUAUGCGAAGACUUCCCGACGCAAGUUGUGGCCAACAUGGCUCUGAUCAUUGAGGGAAGGUAAGUCGGAAUCAGAACUCGGUGGGGUAAGAUCUGGGUUGGACGGAAUGAAACUUGCAUCAAUAUUCUAACUUUCGGAUUGCUUUUGUUCACGUUGCUGUCGUUCCCAGUGAUCUCCCGCUAUCGAGACUAGUUUCAAAGGUGUGUUCUGAGUUGAAAGAUGUCCAUGGAGUCGAAUGGUUGGAGGAAUCGGUAACCGCGAAGGUCAAACUUUUGUCGAAACGCAAGGCAUACCUAGACCCAAUGAAAAGGUGUACAAAGGCGGUUGAUUUGUUCGAAGACGACGAUCAAGAUCGUCUUUGGAGGUGGGAAGUGAUGACACUCGACUUGUUGCCUUCUGACUUUACUUCCAAGGUUCGCAAAGUAAGGACUGCUCGCAAGAAGGUCUCGACGCAUCACUCUGCCCUUUUGAAGCUUGUCAAGUCUCUGGAAGAAACCAAGAAACUUAUAUUGGAUCCUGAGCUUCCGAAGUUAGAAAGUGCGAAGGCCAAGAUUAGCCGAGACGAGGAAAAGGUUCUCAAAUUUGAGCGUGAUGCCGAGAAGGUGCGAUUGGCGGACGAAGCAAAGGCGAGAAAACUCCUCGAACAGGAAGCGAAGAAAAGAGCAAAAGAGGAAGCACUGGAAGCCAAAAAACGGGCGAAAGAACAAGCUCUGGAGGAAAAAAAGCGGAAAAAGGAAGAGGCAGCUAAAGCGAGGGAGGAAGAUAAACGAAAGAAAGAAGAAGAAAAGUUGCUGAAAGAGAAGGAAAAGAAGCUAGAAGAAACGAAAAAGCUCCAAACAGUGACCAAGCAAAAAGCUAGCUUUCGAUCAUUUUUCGCCGCCGCACCGAAAAAAGUGACAAAUGAUCAACACAAGAAAGCACUCAACACUUGCAUAGAUCUGACUUGUGACUCCUUUGAUGCGGAUUCAUUCCGUGCAAAACUCGAUGCUUCGGAUGACGCCUUGCCCUUUGCAUUGAAAGAGAACAAACGAUCGGCUACUGCAAUGGCUUCUCGCAAACGUCGCACAAAACCGGUUGCUGUCUCGGUGUAUAAAACUGUAGAAGCAGAUAAAACCGAGUGGGGUGCAUCCGAUUACCUUGAGCAAACAACAAUCGAAGUUCCGAACAGAUACCGAUUUUUAAGUUUCCAUGAGGACUGCCGUCCGCCGUAUCGGGGGAGCUGGAGUAAAAAGAGUUCAAUUGUCACCGGGAAGACACCCUUUCGGAAGGAUGUUGCUAUCUUUGACUACGAGUAUGAUAGUGAAGCAGAAUGGGAGGAGGGCGACGACGAAUUGGGAGAAAACGUCGACGAUGACUCUAAAAAUGGCGAAGAUGAGGCCGAUCUUGAAGGGAACGCUAAGGUGUACGACUUUGAGGAUGGCUUUUGCGUUGCAGAUGAUCGGUUACUCGAUAAUGAAGAAGAUGCCGACGAGGAGACAAAAGCCUUGUAUAAGAAAAAGAUGCAAGACCGUGCACACGAGGAACAACAACAAUUACAUUCCAAUCGUAUCCGCAUCAUCGCACCGUGUUUUGGAGGCAUACCAUUACAUUUGAAGAAAGAAGAUUGUACGAGCAGUGACUGUCUAGAAGGUUUUCAAAUCGAUAAAGCAACAGAUACACUUUCCUCGUACAAGGGAAUUCAACUUUCCAACGUGAUGUUAUGCGUGGAUGCAUUCCCGCAAUUGUACACAAACCAAGAGAAUCGCCCGGAGUCGAAUACGAACGGGGAUACAAACAAAGAUGACUAUUCAAACGAAGCUAUGAUAGCAAUGGUGCGAUUCACCCAUCACUCAACUCUUACUUCGAAAGACAAAGUUAUUGAAGAGCUGCGUGCCUCCAGCCCGACUCUGUUCUCAAAUCGGGCAAAGGCAACACGCAAACUCGAUGCGAUCGCCGUAAAGAAGAAGCAUCCGAAAUACUCUGGAGUGUACUGGGAAGUCAAACCACAGAUACUCACCGAGCUUAACCUGACCGAUAUUUUAGUACGUUGCCAUUUGUUUUGCUCCGGUUCUGUUUUGGUCUUAUCACAUUUUGCAAUGUUCGAGUGCUUGUUGUUGUCUUACGAUUGUUUACGAAACCUUUCCAACGUUAACAUAGAAAAAGAAAGUCGAAGACAUAGUUUACGAAGAUGACGUUCAAGAGAAGCCUGUGGGAUCGAGUGGAGAUCAGAAAUCCAAAAAGGUUUCUAAAGCAAAGUCCCAAUCACCCGAUGCCAGCAAAACUAUUAAAGCGAAAGACGGGAAAGCCGAAGCAUCGGGAAGUGCUUCGAAGAAAAGAAAGACGAAAGAGAAAACUCAGGAACAAACUAACGCGGCAAAGAAAAAGAAAGAAAGCACAAGCGAAGGAAGGGGCAGCAUGAAAGGAGACAGUACGAAGAAUAAAGAUGCUUGUGAGGGGAUGAAGAAUCUCAUGGCCCAAUUCGUAAAGAGGUCACCAUUAAAAACAAAACCGUCAAAAACCAUUGCGAGUUCAACGAAAGAUGCAACUCCAUCUUCCUCCUCGCAAUAAACUCUGCAACAGUGAGAGAACAAACUGAUAAGCCGCGACUGCGCCUGUAGCUCGUGCAAUCCUAGCUACCAAAGCUAUCUAGUUUAUAGGUCUCGGUAGAGAACACGUUGGUUUAAGGCUUCCUGGUCACUCGUUCUACGGGUCGUGAAUAAAAUAGAAAAUCUUUCAGACG